This is a messenger RNA of Tribolium madens (black flour beetle), 1023 nucleotides long. RefSeq lists its product as uncharacterized. NCBI's taxonomy places the organism in Eukaryota, Metazoa, Arthropoda, Insecta, Coleoptera, Tenebrionidae. Gene Ontology annotation, cellular component: dendrite; neuronal cell body; membrane. The coding region runs from base 1 to 1023 and encodes 340 amino acids. The record is from RefSeq and is a predicted model, not a curated record. The transcript is spliced from 3 exons. Gene Ontology annotation, biological process: sensory perception of taste.
AUGUCAUUAAAGUUAGUAAAUCUUGUUUUUAAAUUUGGAAGUGUACUAGCACUUACACCUGCCAAAAUAGAAAAAAAUGGACUUGUGUUUCCAUCAAAAACAUAUGCACUACUCUGGAUAAUAUUAUUCACUGCAGGAGUGUCCAUUUCCUGCAUAUAUAGAAAACCUUUUUACGAAGAAAUGUCUUUGGUAGAACUAAUCCUUCAUGUACCUACGGAUGUUGUUUUGUUUAGUCUAAAUAUUUCCAUUAUUACAAUAACAGCAACGAAGAAGCGUCAGUGGCAAAAAUUCAUCAAGAUUUUAAAAGCUCUUAACAUUAAUCAAGAAAACGAGAGAAAAUUGUGGUCUUUAUCUUUUCUUUUAACAACCACUUUAUACGUUUUAAGCAAAAUUUACGAAACUUAUGUUUGGAGUUCAGUGCUGGGGGUUCUACACUACAAAAUGUACGCAGUGGAGUAUUUUCAAUUUUAUGCUCAAUUUAUUGUUUACUAUUUGGUUUAUCUAUUUUUGAAACUCAUACUGAACGGAGUUGAAAACUUGUCCAAAAAUAUUAAACUUUUGAAGUUGCAAUCUAAUCGACUAAAUAGUUUUACUUUGAAGAGUAUAAAAUGGGAAUUUUGUGCAUUGUCAGAAUGUAUAAAUAUUUUCAACGAUAUUUUUGGUUGGUUAAUAUUAUUGUUGAUACUAUUUUGUUUUCUCCAACAAUUGGCACAUUUGCACAGUUUGACCGUCACUAAUAUCGCAGAAAACACCGUCUCAAUUGUCAUAUUCAAAAUAAUGCAUAUUUCCUGGCACAUGGUUGGGACUUUUAUUAGUGUUUUUUUGUGUGAUCUGGUAGAACAAAAAGUUAAAAAUAUUCAAAUGGUAGCGCACCAAAUUGCAACAAAUUGUGUAAAAGAAAAAGAAUACUUUACAGCAGCCAGAUAUUUCAAUGUAAAUAGAAAAACGAUUCUUGGUAUACUCAAUGCUCUUCUUACAUUUUUAAUUGUUGCGAUUCAAUUUGAAAACUCAAGCUUUUCUUGA